This is a messenger RNA of Clupea harengus (Atlantic herring), 1377 nucleotides long. It is a transcript of the gene sf3a2, whose product is annotated as splicing factor 3a, subunit 2. The record is from RefSeq and is a predicted model, not a curated record. NCBI's taxonomy places the organism in Eukaryota, Metazoa, Chordata, Actinopteri, Clupeiformes, Clupeidae. Gene Ontology annotation, biological process: spliceosomal complex assembly. Gene Ontology annotation, cellular component: U2-type prespliceosome; U2 snRNP; catalytic step 2 spliceosome. Gene Ontology annotation, molecular function: zinc ion binding; nucleic acid binding.
GCCUUCCCCGAGACGCGUCGGACCUUCUGAUAGUUGUUUCACUUAAAACCGUGGGUGGAACAACCCACCUUCCAAAGUCUGAACCAAACCCACAGGCUAUCAUGAACAGCACUGACGACGUUUUCAGAAACCGGAACAGGAAGUAUACCUUUUCAUGCGCAAUCGCAAACCAACGUUCACAGCGGCAAGCGUGAGACGAGGGGCUGUUUGUCAGGUUGAGAGUCCCUUAGCCUCCAUCAAAGAUGGAUUUCCAGCACAGAGCAGGCGGUAAGACGGGCAGCGGUGGAGUGGCCUCCUCCUCGGAGAGCAACCGGGACCGCAGAGAGCGCUUACGGCAGCUAGCGUUGGAGACGAUCGACAUUAACAAGGAUCCCUAUUUCAUGAAAAAUCACUUGGGUUCUUAUGAAUGUAAGCUUUGUCUCACCCUACACAACAAUGAGGGCAGCUACCUCGCUCACACACAAGGCAAGAAGCAUCAGACCAAUUUGGCUCGGAGAGCAGCCAAAGAGGCAAAAGAAGCACCAGCACAGCCUGCACCUGAAAAGGUUAAGGUCGAGGUGAAGAAAUUUGUUAAAAUUGGUCGGCCAGGAUACAAAGUUACCAAGCAGAGGGACUCAGAAAUGGGGCAGCAGUCUCUUCUCUUCCAGAUUGAUUAUCCAGAGAUAGCAGAGGGCAUUGGACCCAGGCAUCGCUUCAUGUCUGCCUACGAGCAGCGCAUUGAGCCACCAGACCGUCGCUGGCAGUACCUGCUGUUGGCAGCAGAGCCCUAUGAGACCAUCGCUUUCAAGGUUCCUAGUCGAGAGAUUGACAAAGCAGAGAGCAAGUUUUGGACUCAUUGGAACAGAGAAACAAAGCAGUUCUUUUUGCAGUUCCACUUUAAGAUGGAGAAACUCACACCUAUGCCGAGUGGUCCAAUGCCUCCCAUGGGUGUGAAGCGGCCACCCCCUCUCAUGAGCAACAUGGGCCCUCGGCCACCCCACGACCCCAUGCCUCCUCCACCCCCUGGUGGCAUGCACAUGCCCCCUUUGCCCCCUGGGGCCCCAGGACCCCCGCAUAUGCACCGCCAUAUGCCACCCCAUGCACCCAUGCCCCCCAUGAUGCGACCACCCCUACCCACGGACGGCCCAGGAAUGCCCCCACCUCCGCCGAACUCCUAAGGACACUCAGACGGAUUAGGGGACCUUUUUGUUUUCCCCAUGCAUUUGAUAUUAGGUUAACGUUUCCAAAGCUGUGGACUAAUGUUCUUGUGGAAAUGACUUGACAACAGAAACAGAAUAUUUUCGUCCUGCCGUUGUACAUUUUAGUUUUUAAUGUAAGGGCCAUGCCAAAGCCCGCAGACCAUGCAAACUUUUUUUAUUAUUAAAACAAUGACUAGAA